AUGUCCGGAGGAGACGCUGCUGAAUUAUCAUUGGCCGAAACCCUUAAAGCCAUGCAACAAACCAUGUCGGAAAUGUCGCAGAAGUUCUCGAAUGUGGAAAAGGCUGUCGACACGUUACAAACAUCCCAGGUCGCCGACAAACACCGUCGCUUGUGUGAGGAAAGGCAGCGGCUAGGUCUCAAAAGGCAAACACUCGAGGCUCGCAUCGCUCGGGUGGAGAGGAAGAUAAGGGCUCUGGAAAGUGAUCCCUUUCAAUGGGAAUGGCGGAACUUCGAUUCUGUUGCUGAGAUCCCGAAGAUGCUUCGGAUGUAUCUCCGUGCUAAAGGAGUUCCGGGUCCUGUGAAUGCUCCGGUCCACACCGUUCCAUCUGAUAGCGAGGAAGAAGACGAGGAGGAGGCCAGUACCAGUCGGAAACGCGUUCGGGAUCGUCCCGAAGUGGAUGCCAAGAACAAGGCGUCCACUUUGAAAACUAAACCGGCGAUGAAGGAGCCUGUUCCUGAGCCUCUUCCAUAA
Molecule: messenger RNA, 513 nt
Organism: Arabidopsis lyrata subsp. lyrata
Lineage: Eukaryota; Viridiplantae; Streptophyta; Magnoliopsida; Brassicales; Brassicaceae
Exons: 2
Coding region: 1-513 (170 amino acids)
Source: RefSeq, a predicted model, not a curated record